AUGUCGUUCAAAUUCGCCACGGAACGCAGCUACGACCCUUCAUCAUUUGCACAGUUGCUACAGCGAAGAGAGCGGUCGGAGAAGAGGCCUCAGUCAUCACUUCUCAAACCGACUGGUCGUGUGAUGCGCGACGAUGACAACACCCCCUCCAGCCGGCCACACGCCCUGGAGACAUGCGUCAACGCGCCUCGGACCAGCAGUGCAGGCCUUCUCACACCGCCGGACUCUCAGCAGCGCAAGCGUCGAGGCAGCACUGGGCAGGAUACACCCACGAAGAGGCAUCAGAGCAGCCGCGUACCCCCGCAGUGCAGUGUCUGCGGCAGCAGAGCUCAAAUCAAGCAGUGUCAGAGCUGUGCCGCAGUGUAUCUGUGCUCGCACUGCAUAAUAUACGCACCGCUGGCUCACCCCUUCCGUGGCCAUUCCUUCAGACCGACCGACCAUAAGGCGACUGUCGUAUACGGUGGCAUGGACAAGGUAAACAAGUUGAGCCAAGACCUUGACGACAACCACAACGAUAAGGACAAGGAAUUGGUUUACGAGGAUGGCGUGGACUCUCUACCUAAGGAUACCGGUCACGAUCGGGCAGCUCCAUUUCCAUGUCGAUUCUGCGGCAAGCACAUGGACGGGGAGUGGUAUGAAUGCCAGGACUGCCUGGGCGCUGCCGCGCAUUUCUGCUUCCAGCAUACCUGGCUUCACGACAGGCUUCACACUUCACAUACCACCAAGGCUAUCAGCGUGGGCGUGCAGCCGGGCGAGCAGGCCAGAGACCAUAAUAGCGUGCUGCCAUAA
Messenger RNA from Diaporthe citri, 789 nucleotides. RefSeq lists its product as uncharacterized. The record is from RefSeq and is a predicted model, not a curated record. The coding region runs from base 1 to 789 and encodes 262 amino acids. Lineage: Eukaryota; Fungi; Ascomycota; Sordariomycetes; Diaporthales; Diaporthaceae. The transcript has a single exon.